GUUCACACUGUUGGGGAACAUCAGUUUCUCUACUCAGUGCACUCCAAACUGAGUCGUUUGACUUGAAUACAUCUGAUAUCAACAUUUCAAUGAAGCAAUCCAAGAUGUGUAACCAAUGACUGAUAUUAAGUGUCGUUCUCUUGUUGUCGUUUAGGACAUGACGUUUAUUCAGGAGCUCAACCAGCAGAGUGAUGAUCAGUUGGGGGAGAUGAAGGAGCUCUGCCACCAACAGAAGGUGGUCGUUGCUCAAGCUGAGAUGGUCACUGUGGAGAAGUACUGCCAUCGUGUGGACGCCCUGGAGGAAACUUUGAGAUCCUUGAGGGACACAUUUCAGAGUUCACCAGACCUUGCUAAGGUGUUUAAGAGUGUGACCUGGAACAUCAUGCUCCCUGGGAGGGAAGGCCUUCAGGAAGACCUUGUAAAUUCAGGACUUGAAGAUCCAUCCACACAUGAACCCUCACACACACCAUCACCUCCUCGCUCUCCAUCGAUGUUUGGACAGACUCUCGAAGAAGAAGAGGCGCACACCCACCCUGACGCAGGCCGAUCUCCCGCUGGUCCGCCGCUGUCGCCGAACACCAGUGGCUCAGACCCUGAGACAGCAGAGGCCGUGUUGAGUCUGAGAAAACUGAUGGCGAGGUUCAGUAAACUGGAAGCUCUUGUUACAGUGCUGAAAGAAGGAAAGGUGGACAAAUCGCAGCUGACGCACCUCAGAGAGCUCAUCGACAACAAAGGUUCAGUGGAUGUAUCAAAAAACCUGACGGAUCAGCUGAACCAGCAGAGAGCUUUGAUAGACGGCCUGAUGAGCGACCGGGAAAAGAUUAUGGAGCUGGUGAGCGGCCUGCAGGAGGAGAUCCUGCAGCUUCAAGCCGAGUGUGAAAAACUGCACGAGACCACCAGGUGUCUGCAAGUGGACAACAAACAGAAACAGAGCCACAUCGAGGAACUGAGCAAAGUGACUGAUGAGCUCGGGGAGAAGAAGGCCGACAAGCUGAUGGUCCAGAGUGCAAUUACCACCGAUAAAUCUGCUCUGGACAGCAAAGUGAGCCGCCUGCAGUUUGACUCUGAAACAGAGCAGCUCAACGCGCUGUUUCACGAGCUGCUCAACAAGGUGUCAGGCCAGGAGCAGGACUGGCAUAAAGUCAUCAAAAGACUCUCCACAGAGAUGGAGUUUAAGCUGAACCGGAUUGAGUUUGACCCGUUGAAGACAGAGCUGGAAGAUCGCUGGAACAAAAUCAAUGAGAAGCUGCAGGCUCAGGAAGCUCCCGACCUGGAUGACGCUGCUGCUUUGAAAAAACAACUUGUGGACAGGUUUCACUGCCUCUCCUGUGACCGACCUGUCGUCAGAAACAGCCUCGCACCGACUUUGGUGGACCCGCCGUUCUUGACCAGUCCCCCCUCACACAAGUCCAUCUGGCCGUUUGCAGUUAAGCCUCAGGAGAAGUUUCGUCAGAACAACAGAAGCAAACAUUUCUCGGAGAUGAAAGAUUACGGUUACCUGGCCGUGUCGAGGAGCUGCGGGGGGAGAGGCACGAUCAUAACCCGCGCCAUGAUGUUCGAAAAUCUGAAGAAAAUGAGAAAUGCAAGAGCCAGAGCGCGACAAAACUUCUCUGCUGAUGAGUCAGAGCAGGAUGUCGCUGUCAGAUGUAACAGCCGUGUUUACAAAGAAGGCCUGAACAAACCUGCCAGCAGAAACUCUGAAGCUAAAAGACCCACAAGCUUUACCAAAGACAAAGUCAGGUGCUCUCCGUAUCCCGAGCACUCGGUUUGCCCGGAGAUGGCAAACGGCUCACCUCUUCUUCACACACACGGCACCAAGGUCAGCCGCUCGGGACACUUUUGACUCCCGACUCCAUGAAGCGCUCGGCUCCAUGCUGAGCUCUGUCCAGGGGGUUUCUGGAAU
Molecule: messenger RNA, 1903 nt
Organism: Labrus bergylta (ballan wrasse)
Lineage: Eukaryota; Metazoa; Chordata; Actinopteri; Labriformes; Labridae
Product: putative leucine-rich repeat-containing protein DDB_G0290503
Source: RefSeq, a predicted model, not a curated record